AUGAAAACAAUUAUAAUUUGCUUUUUAAUAAAAACAACAGGUAAGUAAGUAAAUAAAAAUGGAAGUAUCAAAAAUGAAAAUAUAAAAAUCUUAGUCUACAUUCAUAAAAGUAAGUAAUAAAAUAGUAGAAAACCAUAAAUUUAUAAAAAAACUUUGAGUUUAAUACAAACUUUGUAGCAUAGUAUAAAAAUUAAUUUUUACUAUAACAAAAUACUCUAAAUAGAUAAAGUAUAAUUUUUACUAUGGUAAACAAAUAUUUUAAAUUUUAAAUCAAACAAAACUAUCUCUAAAAAUACAUAAAAAGUUUAUAAAAUAUUAUAUAUAUGCUAUAGAGAGUGA
This is a messenger RNA of Tetrahymena thermophila SB210, 339 nucleotides long. RefSeq lists its product as hypothetical. The transcript has a single exon. The record is from RefSeq and is a predicted model, not a curated record. NCBI's taxonomy places the organism in Eukaryota, Ciliophora, Oligohymenophorea, Hymenostomatida, Tetrahymenidae.